GGUAAACGUAAUAGAUGUCAAACUCACAGAAGAAAAAACACCAUUAGCAACACCCUCACGUUCUGUGGUUUUGGUUGUGUUGGAAAAUGGCCAGAUCGGAUCAACAGUCUUUGUUUGAUGUUGCUGUUGAUCCGAAGCUCAUUGAUGGACUCCGAGAGAUUUCAGAUUUGCGAAAUCAUCAAGAAGUGUUCCUGCCGGCUAUCAGUGAAGGUUUACCUGAUGAAGGAAGAAAAAAGGAAGGAGAAAUGGAAGAGCUCAUGUCCUGUAGAGAAGUGUCUGACAAGAAGCUUUGCACAACAUGCCAGUGUUUUUUUGAGAAUCGUGAUGAUCAGAUGGAGCAUUAUAAACUAGACUGGCAUCGCUUUAAUCUAAGACAGCGACUGGCUGGACAAUCAGUGAUCACAGUGGAGGAGUUUGAGAAGAAGACCGGAACAGGUGAUAUGUCCAGUAUUUCAGGGUCAGACUCUGAGGAGGAGGAAUCACAAAGUGAGGACGAGGGUGAAGAAAAUGAGGAUGAAGAUGAUGGUGUAAUUUUUCAUGGGGGGUGUUUAUCUAGCAGAGUUUUGUUCCAAAACUCACAGGGACAAUAUCUGUGUCUGUAUCGAUGUGCAGUACAAAACAGGCUGACAGACAGUAAGGAUAAUUUGGUGGAUUCCUUGCUCAAAAUCUCGGCGAACACUGUCUGGGUAAUUCUGAUGACUGGUGGUGGACAUUUUGCUGGAGCAGUUUAUAAAGGAAAAACAGUCCUGCAGCACAAGACGUUUCACCGCUACACAGUACGUGCCAAAAGAGGAACAGCUCAGAGUGUCCGUGAUGCUCAGAACAAAAGUCAUGCCCCCAAAUCUGCUGGUUCUGCUCUCCGGCGCUAUAAUGAAGCAAUGCUGACAAAGGAAAUUCAGGAGCUGCUGAAGAACUGGGCUGAAUAUUUAACACAGGCUGCUGCCAUUUUCCUCCGUACCCCCAAAUAUAACAGAGGUGUGUUUCUUGGAGGUCGUGGAGCAGUGUUGGAGAAAAAAGACUCGAGGAUUCAUUCGAUCCCUUUUGCCACUCGCAGAGCCACUUUCAAGGAAAUUCAGCGUGUUCAUGACAUCCUCUCAGCACUGCACGUUUAUGAUAAAAGCACAGAUAUUAUAACGUUACUCAGUCCAGCCAAGAGAGUGUGGCAGAGAAAACCUGCGAGUCAGAGCAAGCAAACCACAACUGCAAUAGAGGAAAAGCAACCGGAGUAUGAGGUAGAUGAUGACGAUGACGAUGAUGAUGAAGAUAAAGAAAGCUCUGUACAGCUAGAGAUGGUGGAAAUGACAUUUUCAACUUUGGAUUUAAGGGACCAUGAGAUAAAACCCACCAAGAAAAGACGAAGAAGGAGAAAAGACCAAAAACCAGAGGAAAAAGAAAAAGAUGAGACAGAGGACUUGAGCAGCAGGAAGAAGAAGGAAGAAAAAAUAGGAAAAGAAAUCAUGAAGGACAAGAUGAAAACAAAGAGCAAAGAACACCAAGAUGAUCAAGAUGAAUCAUGUGUACUGUGGGAGUAUGAUUUAAGAGACGCCCUCUACACUGCAUGUAAAACUGGUGAUGUGGAGAUGAUCUGCUCACUUAUGCACGGGAAGACAAACACACUACCUCAACAUCUUAACACCCCCAUCGACUCAGCUGAUUACACACUGCUGCAUGUAGCAUCAGCAUCUGCACAGAAACACGCUGUUAAACUCUUACUGGAGAAAGGAAGUGACCCAACCUGCAGGGACAGGAAUGGCCAAACUCCAUAUGCUGUUGCACCAGACAAGGAAACCAAAAACAUAUUUCGAAAAUUCAUGGCUGAAAAUCCUGAAAAAUACAACUACGCUAAAGCUCAGAUUCCUGGACCGCUAACUGCUGAAAUGGAGAGUAAGAAAGCCGAAAAGAAAAAGGCACAGAAGGCAGCAAAAAAGCAACGAGAGAAAGAACAAAAAGAUGAGAGACGAAAAGAAGAGGAGGAGCAGGAGGAGAAGAGACGGUUCCUAGCGCUCAGCGACAGAGAAAAGCGAGCACUGGCUGCAGAAAGAAGACUGGCAGAACAGGCAGCUAUAACAGGAGCAACAAUUACUAAUAUCAGGCGGUGCUGGCAGUGUGGCGACUCUCUUUUGGGGAAGGUGCCGUUUGAGUAUCUUAAUUUGUUUUUCUGCUCAACAAAAUGUCUACAGACUCACCGCAGAACCAACAAUGCUGCUAAACCCUAACUGUGAAGAGAUAUAACUGUGGGGAGUAGUUUACAUGUUUAAGAAAUAACUUAUUACUGCCACAGCUGAAGAACUGAUUCUGUACUUAAUCCAUUAGUCAGUAUUGGUGAAGGAUGCAGGUUGUUACAGAUGUGUGUAACUUUAAUCGUUCAUUCAUUCACAGUCUGUUUUACCACCGCUUUAUCCUAUUUAGGGUUGCAGUGGGUCUGAUUUACAGGACUCCAGUCCAUCACAGGGCAGACACAGACACAUUCACAUCCUAGGGCAAUUUUAAUAGCUUCAGUUAACCUGAAUACACAUCUUUGUGUAUUGUGGAAGAAAACUGCAGCACCUGGAGGAAACCCACACAGAUACGAGUAGAACAUCCAAACUCCACAUAGAAAGGUCCUGGACUGCUACCACCUGGGAAUUGAAUUUUGCUGUGAGGUGACAGUGCUACCUGAGUCACUGUGCUGCCCAACUUUCAUUCAUAUUUUUUCAAAAUGACAUGUAUUACACACAUAACAACCUGGAAAUUAAAUUAAAAGAUAAAAAAAUGCAAAUGUACUACAUGAUAUUGAGAAAAUAAUAAUGAGGUGUGUUUUUACCUAGUAGCCAUUUGCCGAAUUAAAUCUUUCUAGCAAAAGUGUAAGGAAUAAAUCCAAAUAAAAAAA
Molecule: messenger RNA, 2869 nt
Organism: Trichomycterus rosablanca
Lineage: Eukaryota; Metazoa; Chordata; Actinopteri; Siluriformes; Trichomycteridae
Gene: ankzf1
Product: ankyrin repeat and zinc finger peptidyl tRNA hydrolase 1
Exons: 16
Coding region: 87-2216 (709 amino acids)
Molecular function (GO): protein binding
Source: RefSeq, a predicted model, not a curated record